AUGGAUGCUAUGAGCCAAGCAUUACGCAGAGCUGCUCGAUCACCGUUCCCGGGAGAUAUCGAAUGGGCACCGAUGUCGAGCAGAUUUACUAGACCUCCAUUUAACUCUUAUGAUAGGAAGACAGAUCCGGUAGAGCAUGUAAGCCAUUUUGUCCAGAUGAUGUCUUUGCAUAGUCAUAACGACGCACUGAUGUGUAAGGUGUUUCCUUCAAGUCUCGGGCCCACAGUUUUGAGGUGGUUCAAUGGGUUGAGGAAGGGCUCGAUUCAUAGUUUUGCUGAGCUGAUUCAAGAGUUCGGGGUUUGGUUUACGACCUGUAGCCGGGUACCACAACUAGUGGACGCGUUGCUAUCUAUGAAGAUGGGAGCCGGGGAAACUCUUCGCAGUUACACUAGCAGGUAUUGGGAACUGUAUAACAAGAUCGAUGGGGGUAAUGAAAAAAAUUGCAGCAAGCACCUUUCGGUUGGGAUUGCCCGAGGAUUCUAA
This is a messenger RNA of Quercus lobata, 483 nucleotides long. RefSeq lists its product as uncharacterized. The coding region runs from base 1 to 483 and encodes 160 amino acids. The transcript has a single exon. NCBI's taxonomy places the organism in Eukaryota, Viridiplantae, Streptophyta, Magnoliopsida, Fagales, Fagaceae. The record is from RefSeq and is a predicted model, not a curated record.